Solanum pennellii is the source of this 480-nucleotide messenger RNA. RefSeq names its product SKP1-like protein 11. Gene Ontology annotation, cellular component: nucleus; cytoplasm. Gene Ontology annotation, biological process: SCF-dependent proteasomal ubiquitin-dependent protein catabolic process. Gene Ontology annotation, molecular function: cullin family protein binding. The transcript has 3 exons. Bases 1 to 480 code for a protein of 159 amino acids. The record is from RefSeq and is a predicted model, not a curated record. Lineage: Eukaryota; Viridiplantae; Streptophyta; Magnoliopsida; Solanales; Solanaceae.
AUGGACGCUGUUGCUGAAGGUGCUCCGGUUCAGCUGGAAGAAAAUAUCAUAACUCUUAAGACUAGCGAUAAUAAGGAAUUCAAACUAGAAAAGUCUGUAGCGGUAAAGUCAGAAGUCAUCAAGAGCUUUGUACAAGACAAUGAUUGUACUUUCAUCCUCUUGACUAAUGUUGAUGGAAAAACAAUAGAAAAAGUGAUAAAUUAUUGGAAGAAACAUUCGGAGGAAGGUGUUACGGAAGUUCAACUAGAGAAUUUUGAUCAGAAUUUCUUGAAGAUGAGCCACGCAGAAUUAUUUGAUGUUCACUUGGCUGCUAGAUAUCUUGAUGAUAAGCAGUUGGAGGAGGUAAUAAUCCAAGAAUCUAUUGAUAGAAUAAAAGGGAAAUCACUAGAGGAAAUACGUGAAGUAUUUGGUAUCGUGAAUGAUUAUACUCCAGAGGAAGAGGAGCAGGUCCGUAGAGAGAAUGCUUGGGCUUUUAAAUGA